Andrographis paniculata is the source of this 1882-nucleotide messenger RNA. Its product is annotated as beta-glucuronosyltransferase GlcAT14A-like. NCBI's taxonomy places the organism in Eukaryota, Viridiplantae, Streptophyta, Magnoliopsida, Lamiales, Acanthaceae. Bases 459 to 1673 code for a protein of 404 amino acids. The record is from RefSeq and is a predicted model, not a curated record. Gene Ontology annotation, molecular function: glucuronosyltransferase activity. The transcript is spliced from 4 exons. Gene Ontology annotation, cellular component: membrane.
AUUAAUUAAUUAAUUCGAAGAAAUCCGUCCGUCCGUCCUUUGUUCUACUGACUAUCUUCCUUCCUCCAUUCAUUCAUUGACUGUUGUUUUCUUCUCCGCCUCGCCUCGCCUCAGAUCAGCGCUCUCUCUCUAUCGUCUCUGUCCUUCCGCACCUGAAUCGAACUCCUUACCCAUUAGGGUAACAACGGUAGUUCAGUUCAUCGAUGCAUACAUGUUUACGAUCGUCAAGAACUGAAAACAUCCAUUAACAAUUGAACGGAACGGAACGGCAAUCACUUCACUUUGAUCCAGCAGCUGAGUAAUUGCGGACGGCUCAGCUCGUUCGUUCAUGGAGAUCUACGAAAUUCUCUUCUCAUUGUCGCAGCCAUCAGCCUUAUAGCGAGCCUUCUUUCCAAAAUUCGCAUUGAUUCAGAGAGAGCGAGAGAGAGAGAGAUUUUCCGAUUUCCAUCCGAAUCUGAAUGGGAGCUGAGAAGAAAUGGCUCUUCAUCCUAUUCUCCGGUGCGUUCGUCACAUUCCUCAUAUUUGUGUCUUUCAUUUCUGGCUUCAGUAGUUCUUCGUAUUACUAUGGUUUCCCGGCCAGCAAGCCCUACCCUUCCUCGGUGCAUCACGGCCCGGAGUAUCCCCCGGUGUUCGCCUACUAUAUUUCCGGCGGGAAGGGGGAUGCAGAGCGGUUGUUUCGCCUGUUCCUGGCGGUGUACCAUCCGAGGAAUAGGUAUCUGCUGCAUAUCACGGCGGACGGGAGCGAUGACGAGAGGAUGAGGUUGGGGGCAUUGGUGAAGUCUGUGCCCGUAGUUCGGGCGUUCGGGAACGCCGAUGUGAUCGGGAAGCCCGAUCCGAGCACUUACAUGGGGUCCACCAACAUUGCGGCGGUUUUGAGGGCGGCCGCGGUUCUGUUGAAGCUGGAUGGAGGGUGGGAUUGGUUUGUGGUUCUCAGUGCCAUGGAUUAUCCUUUGAUUACACAGGAUGACUUGGCCCAUGUGUUCUCCUCAGUAAAGAGAGACCUAAACUUCAUCGACCAUACCAGCGACCUUGGAUGGAAAGAGCAGCAAAGAAUUCGGCCAGUUGUAGUGGACCCGGGUAUUUACUUGGCUAGGAGGACUCAAAUCUUUCAUGCAACUGAAAAGAGGCCAAUGCCUGAAGCUUUCAGGGUCUUCACUGGUUCUCCAUGGGUUGUCCUAACCCGGUCAUUCCUCGAGUUCUGCAUUUUUGGAUGGGACAAUCUCCCUCGGACGCUACUAAUGUAUUUCAACAACGCUGUUUUGCCUCAAGAAUUCUAUUUCCAUUCGGUCGUCUGCAAUUCACCAGAGUUCAAGAACAUCACUGUUAAUGCUGACCUGAGAUAUUUUGUGUGGGACGACCCGCCCAAGAUGGAGCCACAUUUCCUCAACUCCUCUGAUUAUCAGGAGAUGAUCAAAAGUGGAGCUGCAUUCGCGCGGCAGUUUGAAAGAGAUGGACCAGUACUGGACAUGAUUGAUAAGAACAUAUUGAAGCGUGGGCAUAACCGAGCCACACCGGGGGCUUGGUGCCAAGGCCGUCGGGGCUGGUUGAUGGACCCAUGUUCGAAAUGGGGCGAUGUGAAUGUGGUAAAGGCUGGGCCGGGGGCUAAGAAGUUUAAGACAUCGUUGAAUGGAAUACUUGAUGACUGGAAGGCAGGGUCCAAUAGCUGCAUGUGAAUGUGAGUUGAGGGGGGAUGAAAAUAUGCACAUUCUUUGGUUUAGCUGUGGAUGCAAGAAAUUCUUUUGUUGGAGGAGAGGGACAGGGACAGGGAUUAAGUCUUGGGCUGGCAAGCAUCAGCAGUAGCAGGUGAGUGUUGUUUGUUGUACUUGUACAGACAUGGAGGAAUUUCGUUUCUCUUCUAUACACUUUUAAUUAGUUACCAACA